This is a messenger RNA of Pseudozyma hubeiensis SY62, 1104 nucleotides long. RefSeq names its product D-amino acid oxidase. The coding region runs from base 1 to 1104 and encodes 367 amino acids. The record is from RefSeq and is a predicted model, not a curated record. NCBI's taxonomy places the organism in Eukaryota, Fungi, Basidiomycota, Ustilaginomycetes, Ustilaginales, Ustilaginaceae. The transcript has a single exon. Gene Ontology annotation, molecular function: FAD binding; D-amino-acid oxidase activity.
AUGGCGGAACCGCUUCACGUCGUCGUCCUCGGUGCAGGAGUGCUCGGACUCACCGACGCAUACGAGCUGCGAGAAAGAGGUUACAAAGUCACCAUCCUCGCCCGCGAUCUUCCGCAAGACUCUUUCUCGCAAAACUUUGCCAGCCCAUGGGCCGGCGCCAACUGGUUCUCCUUCGCUACGCUCGACGACAUCCCCGCGCAACGUCGAGAUGAGGUCACAUUCAAGAAAUGGCUCGAACUACACACACAGCUACCAGACGAAGUGAUGGCAAUGAUGGAGUUCACCGAUAUCAGUCCAACAAAGCGAGAAGCGAAGGAUUUCUGGUUCAGCAGUCUCACUCCGGAAUUUGCCGUUCUACCCAAUGGGACGCAUGGAUCGUUUGCUGUCAAGUUCAAGUCGUUCACGAUCAGUGUACCGCUGUACACUCGAUGGUUGGUGUCGGAGCUGACUGCGACCAAGCCGACACUGCUGGACGGUACAAGAGCAGGUCCUCCUGUGGAAAUCCGACGAUCUUCAACACUGACGUCUCUUUCUGCUAUCCGUUUUAUCGUUCCGACGUGCGACUUGGUCGUAAAUGCAACCGGUGUUGGAGCAGCAGACUUGAUCGACGUACGAGACCAAGACGUGUAUCCUAUCCGCGGUCAAACCGUGCUCAUCAACGUUCCCUCCUUCGCCGCUCCCAACCAGGCAGCUCGAUGCGUGAUGAAGGUCGACAAGCCCAACGCCAGCUACGUCAUCCCUCGCGCAAGAUCCGGCCAAGUCAUCCUCGGAGGCACCUUUCAAGCCCGCGAGUCUGCGACCACGCCCGAUCGUGCUACAGCGGAAUCCAUCAUGGAAGAGUGUUCGAAACUGGCACCUGAAAUCGUACCCGAGGGCAAGACGUGGAAGGACAUCGAGGUCAUCUCCCACAAUGUCGGGUUGCGACCAGCGAGGGAGAAUGGAGCCAGGGUGGAGUUGGAGACACUCAAGAGUGGUUUGACGGUCGUGCAUUCGUAUGGAAUCGGACCGGCUGGGUAUCAGGCCAGUUUCGGAAUCGCAAAGGAGGUCGCCGAUCUCGUUGACGGUUGGAAGCAGCGCCACGGCGGCAGACAGUCUCGACUCUGA